Pangasianodon hypophthalmus (striped catfish) is the source of this 1470-nucleotide messenger RNA. It is a transcript of the gene myoz2a, whose product is annotated as myozenin 2a. The transcript has 6 exons. Gene Ontology annotation, molecular function: actin binding; FATZ binding; telethonin binding. Gene Ontology annotation, cellular component: actin cytoskeleton; Z disc. The record is from RefSeq and is a predicted model, not a curated record. The coding region runs from base 164 to 967 and encodes 267 amino acids. NCBI's taxonomy places the organism in Eukaryota, Metazoa, Chordata, Actinopteri, Siluriformes, Pangasiidae.
CCGUUGAGCCACCUCCCCUUUACCCCCAUGGUGUACUUGGCCAGACCCCCUCGGUCCUUGGAAGAGCCGGGUCACAUUACUCAGUCUGUUUCUGAUCCAGAUCCCCUAAAGGAUCCAUAUACAACCAAAGUCACCCACAGACACCUCCAAAGCACAGGACACAAUGUCACAGCACUCCUUAAUGACAAUAAGAGAGAGGAAAAUGCAGGCAGCAGCCAUUUGCAGAGAAAUUCAAGGCACUGAUGGGUCGGAGAUGGAUCUGGGCCGAAAGGUGAACACACCUAAAGAAAUCAUGCUGGAAGAACUCUCCUUAGCUUCAAACAGGGGAUCUCGACUCUUCAAGAUGCGCCAGAAACGCUCGGAGAAAUACACAUUUGAGAGCAUCCAGAAUGCAUCUAUUCAUAUUAGUGAUGGCGUGACAGUUAUGGAAACUGAAGUUAAUGGUGUAGGAGUUGACCAAGCUUCAAAAACUCCUCCAAACACACCUGACCCACAUACCACACCCAAUCCUGACUGUAUAGCCCCAGGCUAUGGAGGUCCCUUGAAGGAUGUUCCAACAGAGAAAUUCAACCGCACAGCUGUUCCCAAAUCCUACCACUCUCCCUGGGAGCAAGCUCUCAUCAGUGAUCCCUCUCUAGCAGACAUGGUGCAUUUACAAAUGCCUGAAUCUGAGCCCACACCUCAAAUCCCACAAUACAAGAGCUUUAAUCGGAUGGCGACUCCAUUUGGUGGCUUCGGAAAUGCUCCUAAAGCCCCGGUCAAGUCUGUUGAAGUGAACAUUCUCCCAAGCGCUUCCAGUCUUCCACCCCCAGAAGCUGAUUCUGGCCCCAUGCCCUCACGACCCUCCUUCAACAGGACAGCUCUAGGCUGGGUGAAUGAUAGUGCCCCUCUGAUCCUUGCCUCUGCCACCCUGGAGCCCAAAUCAUCCAGGUUGCCUGUGUUCCUCCCUGAAUCUGACGAACUUUGAGUUUCACUUGCAUUGAUAUUGUGAUAAACAUGAAGCUUUGUUAAAUAGCUAAUUUAGGUUACAUAUUCAGGUUACAUUAAAUUGUAUGUAAGACUGUUUACAGUGUCUCAGUGACUGAACAUCACUGUAUAAGUUUCAGUUCUUUUAAAGAAAAGAAUUGCAGUUAGUAUCACAUGUUAUCUGUUAUAUGUAAUUUAAGAGUUUAAAUUACCUUUCUGGGUACAGAAUUACAAAUAUUUGUUUAAGUGCAAUGACAUUUGAAGCUGCACCCAUAUAGUAUAACUUAUUCUAUUAUAUCUAUUAUCGGUAUUCACCUGUAUGCCCUGGAAAAAAUCACAUUUGAUUAUGUGUGUAAUAUUUGACCACAUGUUAAAAACAUGUGAAAGUGCAUUACAUACAAGUUAUGCCCAAUUAACACACGGGAACUCAAGUAAACACAUGUAUCACUAUGUGAACAAUAUGUGACAAAAAUAAAAACAAAUGCCCUACAUGUGAAAAAUUAA